UCCCCCGCCCUAACUUCCCCCCGCCCAAACCCUCCCCGAUCUCCGCUCCCCAGCCAUGUCCUCGUCGCCGGCCGCUUCGAUCCCCUCCGCCCGAUCCUCCCCGACCGCCGGCCCGACGCCCCGGGCCCCCCGCCGCCGCCGCCGCGGCGGCGCCGGCGAAGGGCGCCGGCGACGGCGGGAGCAAGCGGCAGGAGGACGAGGCGAAGAACGGCACCACCACCGUCGUGGUGGUCCCCACCCGGAGCGGCCGCCCCGCGCGGGCGUGCGCGAUUAGGGCUGCCUCCAGGCUCCAGGCCGCGCAGCAGCAGCAGCACUACCAGCAGCAGCACGGCGCCGCGGAGAGGAGGCCCAAGGCGGCGGCGGCGGCCCGCGAGGAAGGAGGAGCGCGAGCGGGCGGAGGAGGAGUCGCCCGCGCAAUGCGCCAGCAGCAGGAUCGUCACGCCGCUCGUGGCGGCCCCCGAGGCCGGGCAGCUGCCGCGGUGGAGCCUCCGGUCAAUGUGGGAAUUGGCCUCGAUACUCAAUUUCUUGCAUGUCUUUAGGCCUCUGUUGAAUAUCUCGGUGGAGUUCUCUGCGGAAGAGUUCGAAACGGCUUUGCUCUCGCCCAAUGACACGUUAGGGGAUAUACACAUGCCUCUGUUGAAGGCAAUCCCUCCAAUUACAAGGAUGGCACUUACACGCGAUACCUGGGUUACUGUCUUGUGCAGAAAGUUGAGAGACUGGUGGCAUUGGGUUGCAGAAGGGGAGUUACCCAUCGUUGCGGCACAUGGGGCUGAGGUUGAACAUUAUAAAUCUCUUGACCCCGGGGUCCGUGUGGUGAUCCUGAAAGCAUUAUGUGACAUUCGUGUAGAGCAAGAAGAUAUCCGGGGCUUCAUUGAAAGUUCAAUGAAGUGUGGCAUGCACCUUUCAGCUUUCCGUAUGGAGCGAAUUGGAGGAGAUUCAUAUGGAGUCCAUUAUUGGUAUGAAGAUGAUCCAAUAAUUGGUCAUCGGCUUUACAGGGAGAUAAGGAAAGUUGAGGUUAAACGAGCAAAGGCAAGGGGUUCCCAGGUCAUCCCCAUUGCAUCAUACCAGUGGGAAACAGUUGCAACCAAUUUGGAUGAAUUUCAAGAUGUAUCUGAGAAGCUUUUCACCAGUAAAAACAGGACAGAGGUGUCACUGGGGAAAAAGUUGAAGGCAGACAUGCUUCCUGAGAUUGAAAAGGUUCACAAGAGGAAAGAGAAGCUGCUUAAAAAGCAACACAGAGAAGCUCUUCUGCUUGAUAAUUUCUUGCACAUGGAUGGGCUUGCUCCCGGACGCUCCCUUCGUGAUAGGAAACCUGUCACCUAUACUUUCGAUGAUUAUGACCGAUCUAUCAACGAGGCUAUCAAGAUAACCAAGCGUAAGCAGCCUUCACCAGAACCUAUCAACAGAAGAGAAGGUGCUUUCAUCAAACCUGAAGCUUCUACAAAUGGUAAAUGGAGUAGUGAAUUCUUGCAUGCCUCUCCGUACACUAAUUUUAGCGCUGUGUCUCCUGGAUCACCUGAUUUUGAUGACAUUGAUGACGAUCAAAAACCUGGAACCUUGGACCGAAGCUACAGACAAAGGCGGAGGCCUCAAAGAUAUUCAGCAAAAGACUUUGUUGAAGCGGUAUCAGAUAAUGACGCAGACUUUGACAGUGAUGAUGAUAUAGUUGGAGAAGCUGUUUAUGACGAGGAGUAUCUCAGGAAACGCAAGCAGAGAAGGGUGUCCAGUAGCUCCGAGGGAGAUGAGGAGUAUCGUUGGGAUGGAGAAAAUCCUGAAGAAGAGGAAGAGGAAGAGGAAGAGGAAGAGGAACAUUCCUUGGGUGUGAGUGAUGAGGACAGUGAUGAGCCUCGAAAGCCUAAGAAAUUGCCUGGGCGUACGCGAAGGGAAACCAAAUUAAGAUCAGUGGUUGAACUACAGAAAGGUCUGAGACGUAGUAAAAGGACAACGAGGAAUCGUAUUAAUUAUCGACAGUAUGAGCUCUCAGAAUCUGAAGUGGAGGCUGCAAAACCUGACAAGUGGCACGUAUCCAAUGAACAAUCAGAAGGAACUGAGAGUGAGGGGUAUUCAAUGGAGAGUCAAGAUUCAGAAAGAAAUGGUAAUGAGCCGGAACCCAAAGUCAAUCAUCCUGUCGCAAACCACCCCAAUACAGCAGAAAAAGAAGAUAUUCAGCCGGCUGAGAGAACUGAGAGUCCAAGCCAAGAGGAAGCUGCUGAUCAACCAAAAAGACGUUUUCUUGACCUCAAUGAGCUUGCCCCUGGGUCAGGCUUUGAUGAUGGUCCUAAUCCUGAAAAGAAGGAUGAUAAUGAAGAUGAUAUAUAAAGCUCCCGCAAGGUUAGUAUUACUUUCUGAUGGAAGCUCGUUGUACCAUCUGAGGUGCUAUAAAUUUUGUAACGAGCCUGCAGAGGAAGUUUAUGAUCGGAUUUUCUCUUAUGGCGUAGCCAAAGCAAGUGCUCAAAGCAACUGCGACAGUGAGCACUUGCUUUGACAGGCAGUGGGAUCACAGUGUAGGGAGCUAUGUAGAUUAGAUAGUCAUUUUUUAGUAUGGCCACUCUCUUGAAAAUCCAUAGGAUGGAUUGGUAUUUGUUGGGAGAUGUUGACUCGGCCCAAUCGAUGUACAAUAACAUCUAACUUAUAUGUGAAAGAUGUCGCUUUGAUGUUUAGGCUUUAA
Molecule: messenger RNA, 2668 nt
Organism: Eucalyptus grandis
Lineage: Eukaryota; Viridiplantae; Streptophyta; Magnoliopsida; Myrtales; Myrtaceae
Product: DDT domain-containing protein DDR4
Exons: 12
Biological process (GO): regulation of DNA-templated transcription
Cellular component (GO): RSF complex
Source: RefSeq, a predicted model, not a curated record